This is a messenger RNA of Haliotis rufescens (red abalone), 1105 nucleotides long. Its product is annotated as failed axon connections homolog. The annotation marks the transcript as partial. NCBI's taxonomy places the organism in Eukaryota, Metazoa, Mollusca, Gastropoda, Lepetellida, Haliotidae. The record is from RefSeq and is a predicted model, not a curated record. The transcript has 4 exons. Gene Ontology annotation, cellular component: cytoplasm.
CAAUUACAUCUUAAAGACUCAUUCCAGAACGACUUCAGCGUGACGCAGUCGUCUAAAGGCAAGAUUCCCUGGAUGAAAUACGACGGAAAGGCCGUGGAGGACUCGCAGUUCUGUGUGGAGUAUCUGAACCGGAAGUUGAACAUUGACCUCAACAGUCACCUGACAGGGGAACAGCGGGCAAUUGCGAAUGCGUUUCGAAAGAUGGCGGAAGAAAACCUAUACUGGUGUAUGGGGAUGAGCAGAAUGGAAAAUAUGGACUUUAUUAAAAGUAUGUCCGGAGGCAGGUUCAGCAAACUAUUUGUUUGGUUUGGUUUACGUGUGUAUCGGAACCAAAGGAGAGUCCACGGAAUCAGCCGGCACACUCAUGACGACGUGCUGCACAUCAUGGAAGGUGACUUGAGAUCAUUGUCAGUCCACCUAGGAGAUAAGAAGUUCUUUUUCUGCGAUCAACCAUGCGAGACGGACGCUGCUUUGUUUGGGCAGUUGUGUCAGAUUUGCUGGCAGUGUCCAGGAAGCAAAGGGGAACAACUCGUGAACGAAACUUUCCCAAAUUUGGUGGAGUAUUGUGAACGAAUGAAGACGACAUUUUGGCCCGACUGGGAGGACUGCAUCACGGCGGACGGAACUAAAACUGCAACAAAAUAAAAAUCCUACUUUUGAAAAUGAAGUAUGAACCUGAUGAACGUCAGACGUGAAGCCGACACUUGAUGAUGGUCCACACUGGAUGAUUGUUUUUAUAAAUUAAUCUAAAUAAACGAAAAUUGAAUGCAUGUAGAUACCAUCCCAAAUUAAAAUGCAUAUGACAUUUAUGUGAAGUUUAUUGAUGAUAAACCUUUGCACAGCAACAUCAUUUUGUAUAAAGGUGAUGUAUUGCGAGAUACGUAUUUCCGAAAAAGAUUGUACACCUAUGUUGCCGAGGUUGUGAUAAAACAAUGUGAGAGUAUAUUAAAUGAUAGAAUAUAUGUGUCGUAAUUCCACUGCAUGACAUAACACACUUCCGCAUAUUUUGCUUAUUCGGUCAGGUAACGAGUGACGAGACGAAAUCAAACUCAUUAAAAUCAGAUCUUAGUCCUCGCUAUCGGUAAACAAAGAUCUGAGAGCAUCC